CAUCCUCUCGUCUUAAGUAGAUGAUUACAGCAAUCUCAAAAGAAUCCCAAAAGAAACCAAGUCAGAUCUGUUUCUUCAAAAUAAGGCCUAUGUCAAGUCACUUUUUACUUAGAAGCGGCUGACCUCUGUGGCGACAUGGCGGCCCCGGACUUCUGGGGCAGUGGGCCAGAGCCGGAUGUACGCAGGAGCAAGAGUCUUGUGGAAGAGGAGCUCUUGAUCAAACUGGGAGCCAAGAAGGAAGUUAUCGAGUUCCAUCCCCUCAUCUUAUCCUCUCGCCCAGCGAGAGCCAAGUCGUCCAUCAACUUCAAGUACUCCCGCGUGUGUCCGCCCGCUGUAGAAAGAAGCACUGUCACAAAAAGUCCUUGGUACUGCGAUGUUCCAGCUAUGCGACAAAUCUCAGAUAGAACCCGCCAAGGUCCCCGCGACUUCAUCCUCCCAAGCCUACCUCCUCGGAGCAAAGAUGUAAAAACGGUGCCGGUACCCCUGUCUGACGAGGACUAUCAAAGAAGAAGGUGGGUUAGGGUAAAUGUUGUUGUUAUUAUUGUUAUGGAUACGAUUAAAAGGUCUGUUUUUACUAUUACUAUGCCCAAAAAUGAUGGCGAAAUCGCAAUGGCUGUUUUGGACGAUAUUACAAAAAAUGAAAAUAAUGUUUGA
Aplysia californica (California sea hare) is the source of this 654-nucleotide messenger RNA. RefSeq lists its product as uncharacterized. Bases 136 to 654 code for a protein of 172 amino acids. The record is from RefSeq and is a predicted model, not a curated record. NCBI's taxonomy places the organism in Eukaryota, Metazoa, Mollusca, Gastropoda, Aplysiida, Aplysiidae. The transcript has 4 exons.